GGGAGGUGGCGAUGGUGCGCCCGGUGGUGGUGGCGGCUGCGGCGGCUUCCCUGGUCCGAGUGCAGGGAGGAGAAGAUGACUGACCGACCGACUGACUGAAUGAAUGAAUGGCGAAGCCGAGCGCGCCAUGAGGAGCCUGCCGAGCCUGGGCGGCCUCGCCCUGUUGUGCGCCGCCGCCGCCGCCGCCGCCGCCUCAGCAACCUCAGCGGGGAAUGUCACCGGUGGCGGCGGGGCCACGGGGCAGGUGGACGCGUCGCCGGGCCCGGGGCUGGGGGGCGAGCCCAGUCACCCUUUCUCUAAGGCCAUGGCUCCCACGGCCCAGGCCCCGAGGACCGGACCCCCGAACGCUACCGUCCACCGACCCCUGGCUGCGUCCUCUUCAGCCCAGCCCCUGGCUACCACCCCUUCUCGGGCCAGGGCCGAACCCACUCCGACCACCUUUCGGGCGCCGCUCGGCCCCUCGCCGAUCACACCUCUUGCGGUGGAACGUACUGGGACCACCGCUCGGGCGACGACCAGACCCGCUCCGACCACCCUCUCGACGACCACUGGCCCAGCGCCGACCACCCCAGUAGCGACCACGGUGCCGGCGCCCACCACUCCCCCGAUCCCGACUUCCAUUCUCCCCGGCGGCGGCAGCAGCAGCAGCGUCCCGCCCACCCCACCUGCCACCGAGGCCCCCUCGCCGCCUCCCCCAGGAUAUGUAUGUAACUGCUCUGUGGUCGGAAGCCUGGAUGUGAAUCGCUGCAACCAGACCACAGGGCAGUGCGAGUGUCAGCCAGGUUAUCAGGGUCUUCGCUGUGAAACCUGCAAGGAGGGUUUGUACCUGAAUCGUACUUCCAGGCUCUGUCUGCCAUGUGACUGUAGUCCACGUGGAGCCCUCAGCAUACUCUGCAACAGUUCUGGGAAAUGUCAGUGCAAAGUGGGUGUCACCGGCUCUUCAUGUGAUAGAUGCCAAGAUGGAUAUUAUGACUUUAAUAAGAAUGGCUGCUUGCCCUGCCAAUGCAAUAAUCGGUCUGCCAGUUGUGAUGCCCUCACAGGUGCUUGUUUAAAUUGCCAGGAUAAUAGCAGAGGGGAUCAUUGUGAAGAAUGCAAAGAAGGAUUUUAUCAGAGUCCUGAUGCCACUAAAGAAUGCCUUCGCUGCCCUUGUUCAGCAGUGACAUCUACAGGCAGUUGUAUCAUAAAACUCGGUGAAUUGGAACCUGAAUGUGUCCGGUGUAAAGAUGGUUACAUGGGCCAGAACUGCAAUGAAUGUGACAAUGGCUAUUACAAUUCUGACAGCAUCUGUAUGGAAUGCCAGUGUCAUGGCCACGUGGACCCAGUUAAAACUCCAAAGAUUUGUAAGCCUGAGAGUGGUGAGUGCAUCGACUGCCUCCAUAACACCACUGGGUUUUGGUGUGAGAACUGCCUAGAAGGUUAUGUUCAAGACCUCGAGGGAAAUUGCAUCAAGAAAGAAGUUAUUGUUCCAACACCUGAAGGUUCUACCAUUUUGGUUUCCAAUGCCUCUUUGACCACAUCAGUGCCCACCCCUGUUAUAAAUAGUACAUUUACCCCUACAGCCCUGCAGACUAUCUUUUCAGUAAGCUCUGCUGAAAAUACCACAUCAGCUUUAGCUGAUGUAUCAUGGACCCAGUUUAACAUCAUCAUUUUGACAGUCAUCAUCAUCGUGGUGGUGCUGCUGAUGGGUUUUGUGGGGGCCGUAUAUAUGUACCGGGAGUACCAAAACCGGAAACUCAACGCCCCCUUUUGGACCAUUGAGCUGAAAGAAGACAAUAUCAGUUUCAGCAGCUACCAUGACAGCAUUCCCAAUGCAGAUGUGUCAGGAUUGUUGGAAGAUGAUGGCAAUGAAGUGGCUCCCAAUGGGCAACUGACCCUGACGACACCAAUACAUAACUAUAAAGCCUAAGGAGCUAGAGCUGUUCUCCUGGAUUGUGAGACCGCAGUGCUUACUAAAACAGCAUCAGCGCCUGGGCCGAACAAAGCCUGGGUAGAGUCACUGAGAUGAGAAAGCAAAGGCAUAUAGUGCAUCUGAAAUUUUCAGGUACAAAUUUAUAAUGUACUUAGCCUAUUACCCUUAGAUUUCCCAUGAAGAUCUGAAGCAGUCACUGACAAUAAGGACUUGAAGUAAAGUCUAUUUUUGUACCAAACCACAUGGGAGUAUAGAAAGGCGGAACCGCAGAGUGCAGCCCAAAUCCACUUUGACCUCCAAACAGACUUCUGGGGAAGUGUUUAUCAGACCAGCGGAAACAGGAUGAUGGAUGUGGAGGGGGAAAGGACUGCCAGAAGACUUCAUCUCCAUUCCUGAAACACAUUUUUUUAAAGGAGGGGUCGGGGUGAUAUUCAUUGAGGAAAAGCUGAUGUUUGGGCUGUAUCACAAUAAACAACCUUGAUUAUUUCCAGAGUAGGGGCAGAAAAGUCCCAAGAAGAUCUUGAGAAGGGUUUUUUUUCCUUCCAGAAUUCUUGCUCAAUGAUAAGAUUAAAGCACAGGAUAAGCUUCUAAUGGUAGAGAGAGGGAGGCAACAUCUGGGAGCAGGAAGCUGAUGGUCCCUCCUUGGGGUCUCAGUAUAAAUGAUAAAUUGUCUAAAAAUAAGGAAUAUUCCUGCCUCUAGAGAAAUAAGGUGUAUAUAGUUAAUGUAGAAUAUCUGGGCAGCAUUGUAUUUGUAUCUAUUUGUAAAAAAAAAUCAUGUCAUAUUUUAUCAUCUAGAAUUUAUUUGUACAGCAGUUAAUGGAGUUGUAAAAAGAAAAUAUGGGGUUAAAAUACUGUAAAAUAGAUGGCAAUAUUGCUAGAGCUGGGACUCUGGUGAGCACCAGUCAUUUUUAGUCCCUCUUUGGACACUGUUGAAAUUCAUAAGAGGUUGGAUGUUUCUAAUUUUUCUUUCCCUUUUCAAUCUAAAAGUAGAGUUCUAUGGUCUUGGCUUCCUAUAGAUUCAAGCAAUAGAUUUUGCAGACAGUGUUUGUUAAGCUGGGACACAGGCUGCACUCUCCAAACUACUCACCUGAUUAGACAUUAGCCUCUCUAUAUUUUACAUAGAUUAAUGUAGAAUAUAUUCUCAUUAAAGGAUUUUUUUUACUGUAAAACAUAGUCUUCCAAAGGAAUUAGAAAUAUUUUAGUUCCAAAAGAAAAGCCAUCAUUAUUACUUGGGAUCCCCUGUGAAAUAUCAUGCCUGUGAAAUAUUUAUAUUCUCCCCCCACCCCAAAAUACUUCCUACAUUUGAACGUAGCCUGUCACUCACAUGCCAUGAGGUGUGUACCAUCUCUCUGCAGUGCUACAGUUCUUGUAUCUUCUUGUCUGGUUAGAGGGUAGCUCUGUAAUUGAGUGGCUAUAGUUGGUCCUUGCUUUUAGAUGCAGUUUUUUCUUAGAGGCUAUCUCUACCUUUGCUCUCAUCUAAUUAUGAUAUUGUAGAUUAAGCAAGCCAGGAAAGCAGCCAGAAGUCAAAUAUAGAUAUUUAUUAGGAAGGAGAGCAAACUGUCAAGUGGUUAGGAAAAAAAAACAAAGAUUAGACCUCGGAAAUCCAAGUUGGUAACUCUGCCUAACUUCCCCCGAGAAGAACCUGGAAUGUGGUCACAUCCCUCUGUAGUUGUUCUCAGGGUUUGGAGAUGAUGCUCUGGAGGAUGCACAGGCAGGUAAUCUACUUCUAUUAACCUUAGGUGCUCCGAAUAUUUGGCCAUGGUUCGUGAAAGUAGAGAUUAUAUUACAUUAAAAUUAGUUACUAUUUCUAUAGCCCUUUGCAGUUUGCAAAGCAUCUUUCUAUAUAUGUGUCCUUUGUUCCUCACCAUAGGCCCCUGAGGAAUAAUUGUUGUUCCCAUUUUAUAGGUGAGGUUAAAUGUCUUGUUCAAAGCUAUAUAAUAUGUCAUUAUUAGGCUUGGAAUCAGGACUCCUAACUCUGAAGCACAUGUUCUUUCAACCAUAUGCUUGUGCAGAAAUUGCCCAGCCAUGAACACAAGAAGGCUGGGAGGAAGAGCCCAUCUGUGAACGUUUCUAAGUUUUCUAAGUACGAGGUACAAUCCAGGGCCAUACAGCCAUGAAGGACUUUGUGGAAAGAACACAGGAGGAUUACUCUCUGAAGCCAGUAUUGGUGAUAAGAAAAUUAAAAUACCAGUUUGUGCUUCAUUAAAGUGAACUAAUCCUUCCAAGCAGGGAAAGGAAACCUGAUUUCCCCAGCAGCUGCCACAUACGCGUGUAUAGACUGUGCAGUGCAUAGUUCCAGGGAAUUGUGUAAAGUGGCAUACCUGCCUUUCCCCCAGAUGACUACCUCCUCAAGCCAGGGAUUGAGGAUGGUGAGAAAUAAGCGUUUGUUAAACAGAAGUUAACCGAAUAGAGAAAGAAAGAGUUUGUUGGCGUCUAAGAGCCAAAGCCAAAUAGUCUGGAUUCUGGCCAUGUAGAGAUUCCAUGAAACACACUUUAAAAGAUAUUGCAAAAACUGAACCACAAAGAAUGUUUACCUUUGGAUAUUUAUGAACAGUUCCUAGGUCAUGUUCUCAAUUUGUCCUGAUGGAAAAAAUUAAGGUCUUAAAAUCUGUUUUAAAUAAUAUUCUUUAGUGUCCCAUGCUUCUGCUGGUGGAAAUAAUUUUGCUCUAAAAUGAAAUCAAUCAUGAAGUGAUCUACCACCAAAAUCAGACUAGGAAACCAGUAUGGAAUGCAUUGUACAAUAGUCAUUUCUCUAAAGGCAUGAUCCCCAUGAACUAUGGCAUUUAGCACCAGGAUCCCAUACGUCCUUUAGAAAGACUAAUAUUGGAAGAAUUUUUGUCUAAGGAUUAGGAAUGCGUUUAUUUUCAAAUGAGAUAAGACUAGUAUGAAUCUUAUUGAUGAAUGACAGAUAUUGCUAUUAAGUGAUACUUUUAUCUUCAUUAAUUCAUUUUAGUAAGCCCUUCCGCAUUUCUGACAAAUGCCCUCGGUAGUGUUGCUAAGUAUGUCUGUCCUCCCUUACUUUCCCCUCCCUCCCUCCCUCCCUCCA
This is a messenger RNA of Lagenorhynchus albirostris (white-beaked dolphin), 4955 nucleotides long. RefSeq names its product multiple EGF like domains 9 (gene MEGF9). The transcript has 6 exons. Gene Ontology annotation, biological process: axon guidance. Gene Ontology annotation, molecular function: extracellular matrix structural constituent. Gene Ontology annotation, cellular component: basement membrane. Bases 104 to 1906 code for a protein of 600 amino acids. The record is from RefSeq and is a predicted model, not a curated record. NCBI's taxonomy places the organism in Eukaryota, Metazoa, Chordata, Mammalia, Artiodactyla, Delphinidae.